Messenger RNA from Penicillium alfredii, 849 nucleotides. RefSeq lists its product as uncharacterized. The transcript is spliced from 3 exons. NCBI's taxonomy places the organism in Eukaryota, Fungi, Ascomycota, Eurotiomycetes, Eurotiales, Aspergillaceae. The record is from RefSeq and is a predicted model, not a curated record. Bases 1 to 849 code for a protein of 282 amino acids.
AUGUCGACUCCUCGCAACGAGAUCUUCAAUCCCGUCGUCCCUGGUUUGCCUUCUAAGGGCGCGGUGGUGCGUCUCUGCAGGAAAAGGGGCCGCGAGUCCAGUACCGUCACCUAUUCCACUCGUGGAAAUACCUUCUCGAUCAAAGAUAGACACACUAGUAUGGAGGAAGCCCACGCACAGGUCUUUUUCCAUCGGGAGAUUCAGAAAAGAACCAACUCCCCCAUCCGGAUUCCUGAGGUCUACCGCGCUUUUCAAGAGGAUGGCAUAACCUACAUCGUCAUGGAGCAUAUUAACAUCGACUUCGAAAGAACUGCUUCAGAUGAACAGAGAGCACAAGCCAUUUCUGAGUUGAUUAGUAUCCCACCACCCCCAGGGGUCUUUGGGAGCUUGAGUGGUGGGCCUUGGAGACAUUAUUUCUUCCGAGACGCCGAGCCACCAGUUUUGUUUUCUUCUGCUGCCGAAAUCGAAGGCUAUCUUAAUAGAUGCCUAGCAUGGUUUAACACCGUCACGAAGAGACAAGAUAGAGUGGAUUUCAGCAGUGAACCGCUUCUAUGCUACUAUGCAAAUAUACACCCAAGCAACUUUCCUGUCGACAAGCAUGGUCAGCUCUGGGUAGUUGACUUUGAUCAAGCCGGGGUUCUCCCUUCAAGCUUCAUGGAUUAUGCAAUCGUGGCAUAUCCUAGAAACCGUCUGCCAAUCCCUAUUAGGAAGACGAUCCCUCUACCGGAGACAUCAAACCUGGGAGCCCUAUUGCGGGUCGGCUAUGUGACCAGAAAUAUUACGAAUGACUGGCAUAUUCCCCCAAAGGUAUCAACAGAGGCUGAUACCGAGUCCCCGUCAACCAGCUGA